CCACCAAGCUCGAACUCGACAUUCUCAUGUCCAGCCUUUCCACUUCGCAUUGAGUUACUCUCCCAGACAGAUCAACACACGCUCCCUAACACAUAGCCUUCUUUAUGCAGCGCCAUGCUCUUCGAUGAGCGCAAAUAAACUCGCCAACGGGCACUUGUCCAAGCACGGCAGCACGACCGACCCCUCGCGCCUAGCACCAGAAGAUGCGUACCAUGUGUGCUCCCCCCCGCGGGACAGGGCGCGCAGCCCACUGGGUGUAACAGGGGCGAAUGGGUCGGCUGACAGGGUCGGCGAUCCGAGGAGAUCGAGAACGCGAGAGGGCAGGCGAAGGGGGAGUAAGAGAAGGAGAGGCGCGUGGGCGAAAUUGCUCUGGGUGAAGCAGAGCUAUCCGGACAACUACACGGACGAGUACACGUUUCUGGAUCACCUGCAGCGCAACCCGCGACUGCAGCCGUACGAGUUCUGGAAGCUCUUUGCCGAAGCGACGGUGAUAGUUCAGCACGUCUGUAGUGUGGCUAUAUUUCUGUGUUGCUUCACCGGCAUCUACCAGGAGAGGAUCAGUCCAGCCACUGUGGUAUUCUGGAGUAGCAUAGCUACUAUUGUCGGAUGGGUCCUGUGGGACUCUUGGGUUGGCCAGCAAGAGAAGGAGGAAGAGGCAAAGCUUCAUACGGCAGGCGUGGAAAAGCUGGAUCUGGCGAACGGAGAUGCUACGCCAGGUUCGAGCAACGCCAGAGAACUCGAAAGUACCACUGGGACACCGUUGACAUCACGACCAACCUCUUCUCAGGGAUCGGGGCCAUCCACGCCCGUGGGCCAUCCAACGGGGGCAUCUACGUUCGCAGCAUACACCAGCGUGCCUCCGUAUGGUGAGCGAAGCCUGUAUUACUCCCCACGGACACAGAAACGGUUGGCUACAAUAAAAUCAUCAAUUCUCAUAUACUGCGCCUUGCUAGGUUUGUCGCCCAUCCUAAAAUCACUGACCAAGUCAACAACAAGCGAUUCCAUAUGGGCAAUGAGUUCCUGGCUCAUGGGCAUCAAUGUUGCCUUUUUCGACUACGGCGGAGGAGUCGGCGCAAAAUUCCCGGCUUCGUUAUCCACAAACGCAGCGCUCAUGGCCUCAACCGUGCUGGCGUCACGUCUUAGCUCCACGACGCAUGUCUUCUCUCUGACUCUGUUCUCCAUUGAAGUCUUCGGCCUUUUUCCAGUCUUCCGCAGGCACCUGAAGCAUGUGUCCCAGUGGGCACAUAUAGCAACCACGAUCUUGCUCGUGCUUUGCGCCGGUGCCGGUGUUGGCGUGACGGUCAGUGGAGGUGGAUGGUUCGCUGGAAUUGUUGGCUCCAUACUCGGAAGCUUUCUAACUGUUUUAGCCAUGGGAAUAUGCACCUGGUGGCUGGUCGGGCUCCAGAAGUACAAGAACGAGAUUCAUGGUCCGUGGGAUCCUGCGAGGCCGGUUGUGAGGACCAGGUGGGAUUGAACGUGGGUUAUCAUUUGACAUGAAUCAAACUUAUCCGCACCAGCGCUCAGUAGCCACCAUCUCUUGGCCAUUCGCCAGAAUGCCAUCGUUGUUCGUACGCGUCCAACAAGCAGACUCCUUUUAGAGGAUUGUACGUGGCUCCCUUUUCAAGCCAUGACGCUCUCUUCCCCGUUUGCAACCUAUACUCGCUCCCGGUCAUUAUCUCGAGAUUCACACAAGGACCUUUCUUUUCCCACAUGACGACUUUGUCUUCUUUCUCACCCUCGACGGCGUUAGCCAUCCAUUCUGUCAUUCCAGCGAGUCGCGCGAAACGCAUCACACCCACAAAAGCGACUGGUCCCCAUUUUUCAAGGUAUCGCUCUCUAGACCCAAAAAGUAGCUCGCUCCCAUCGACACCAGUCAUAACAAUGCGCUGCAGCUUGUGAGGACCCUGCAGGAGCUCCUUCAGAAGCGCCACGCUACGCAUCAUCUCCUGCACCCUCCAGCACUCGAUAUUGAUACGCAAGGUUCUCACAUUCGGCGCCCCAGAACGCAGGCUCCCUACUUUCGUCGCCCUGAACGAGUCCACUUGUGGCUUCCACGACAGGUAUUGAAUCCACUCCCUUUCAACUGCUGGAUGCGCAUCAUUCACCUCUCGAAGAUCCACUUCGACAUCUUGGAUCAUCCCUCGGUACUCGUGCGGCAACGCGGAUAGGAAUUUGUCUGCGCUAAACGAAGUGGUAAAGCGGAAGGUGUUAUUGGCGUAGAGAGGCCCUACUGAGAUCUCCAUAUGCAUUCGCUUACACGUUCGGAGCAACUGAGUACUCAAGUCGGGCACACGAUGGUGAUCCGUACGGUAUCCCAUCGCCUUUGCGAAUGCUGUAUAUGUUGGUGGAAUGGUGGGAUCUACAAUCGGUUUGUCGGCGGUCAUGGCCAAUUCGUAGAUCUGGUUACGUAGUUCACCAGGCAGUCGGCUGAAGAACAGUGAUGCAUUCUGAGGAUUGAUUUUUUCGUCCAUAGCAUCAUGAAUGAAGGGCAUUUUUGGGCGUGUUAAGCUCAACCCGUACUGAGAAGAGAAGCAGAAAAAUGCGAAAGUGGAUCCGGUGGACAGUACGUCUUGCUCUCAAGUACUGUGGUGGUCACGACGGCAAGCUCCAGCAAACGGAUUGGGUAAUUUGCCUAUCCGAUGUCAGAACAAGGGUUACGGAGGCAAUAUGUUCGAAAUAGGAUAACGUUGUGGAUGUGGGCCCAUUCAUCCUCUGUGCUUGUAUAUGCAAGGGUCCUCGUUGCUGUCGACCAUUUCUUUUUAGACAAUUGUCGUAGAGCAUUCAGCCUUCCAGGUCGUGAUCUCAGCCGCUGGCUUGCUAUCAACCGCUCUUGGCCAACUGGCAAAGCCUGCAGCAAAUCCAAACGACGUCUGGUUUCGCCAAUGAGUGAUACAGAGCCCCCACCAGCACGCUCC
Messenger RNA from Verruconis gallopava, 2915 nucleotides. RefSeq lists its product as uncharacterized. The record is from RefSeq and is a predicted model, not a curated record. Gene Ontology annotation, cellular component: membrane; glycosylphosphatidylinositol-N-acetylglucosaminyltransferase (GPI-GnT) complex. The transcript has 2 exons. The coding region runs from base 125 to 1474 and encodes 449 amino acids. Lineage: Eukaryota; Fungi; Ascomycota; Dothideomycetes; Venturiales; Sympoventuriaceae. Gene Ontology annotation, biological process: GPI anchor biosynthetic process.